CUGGAGGAGGAGAGCGCACACAAGUCGUGCUGGGGAUACGGAGGGUUUUUGCGAAAGAGCAGGGGGGAAAAAAAAACACACACAUACAACUCUAGGAGAAGCGGUACGGCGGGGUAAUAUUCUUUCGAUUCUUUCAAAGGAGCUGCGUUCAGCCUGCUAUGAAUGGUGACUCCGGCGCUGGGGUGGUCACUUCCCCACCCCCGACCACAGCCCCUCACAAGGAGCGCUACUUUGACCGAGUCGACGAAAGCAGUCCCGAGUACCAGAGAGAGAGGAACAUGGCGCCUGACCUACGCCAGGACUUCAAUAUGAUGGAGCAGAGGAAGAGGGUCUCUAUGAUUCUGCAGAGUCCGGCCUUCUGUGAGGAGCUGGAGACAAUGAUCCAAGACCAGCUGAAGAAGGGCAAGAACCCUACAAGCUUGCUAGCCUUGCAGCAGAUUGCAGACUUCAUGAAUACUAGCAUGCCCAGCAUUUAUCCAGCCACUCCACAGGGUGGGAUGGCAGCCCUCAAUAUGAGUUUAGGGAUGGUGACUCCAGUCAAUGACCUGCGGGGCUCCGACUCCAUUGCUUACGAGAAGGGCGAGAAGCUGCUUCGUUGUAAGCUGGCUGCCUUCUACCGCCUCACUGACCUGUUUGGGUGGUCUCAACUGAUUUACAACCACUUAACGGUCAGGCUGAAUUCAGAGCAAGAGCGUUUCCUGAUUGUGCCAUUUGGGCUUCUGUACAGUGAAGUCACUGCCUCUAACCUGGUUAAAAUAAACCUGCAAGGGGAAAUUGUUGACCGUGGGAGCACUAACCUGGGUGUUAAUCAAGCAGGAUUCACCUUGCACUCUGCCAUCUACUCCGCCCGGCCCGACAUCAAGUGUGUCGUACACAUCCACACACCUGCUGGGGCCGCGGUGUCAGCCAUGAAGUGCGGCCUGUUGCCCAUCUCCCCAGAAGCUCUUGCCCUGGGGGAGGUGGCCUAUCAUGAUUACCAUGGGAUCCUGGUCAAUGAGGAGGAGAAUGUGCUAAUACAGAAAAAUCUAGGACCUAAGAGCAAGGUUCUUAUCUUGAGAAAUCAUGGCCUGGUGUCAGUUGGAGAAACAGUAGAAGAAGCUUUUUAUUACAUUCACAACCUGGUCAGAGCUUGUGAGAUACAGGUGCGCACUCUGGCCAGCGCAGGAGGGCCCGAUAACCUGGUAAUGCUGGACCCUGGGAAGUACAAAGCCAAGCCCCACUUCUCUGAGUCUGCCUCCGACACGAAUGCCUCUCAUCCUAAGUGGCAGGUUGGAGAACAGGAGUUUGAGGCACUCAUGAGAAUGUUGGAUAACCUGGGGUACAGAACUGGCUACCCUUACCGGUGCCCUUCUCUGCGUGACAAAACAAAAAAAUACAGUGAUGUAGAGAUCCCUCCCUCUGCAAUGGGUUACUCCUUUGCAGAGGACAGUGACUCAGGUGCUCGCUCCCCUCUCAAGCACAGCUUUCAGAGGCAGCAGCGAGAGAAGACAAGGUGGCUGAACUCGGGCCGGGGGGAUGAUACCUCUGAAGAAGGCCCCAAUGACGGUAGCCCCAAGUCGAAGACUAAGUGGACUAAAGAAGAAGGACUCCGACAGGCGGUUGCUGCCAAUCAGUUUGUCCCACUGAACACUAACCCCAAAGAGGUCCAGGAGAUGAGAAACAAGAUCCGUGAACAGAAUUUGCAAGACAUCAAAACCGCAGGACCUCAGUCCCAGGUUUUGACUGGAGCCGUUGUUGAUCGCAGCUACGUCCAGAGAGUUACAAUCUGGCAGGAUGCUCCCCUCUCUGACUGUACGGAAACUAUUGACGGGCUCGAUCACACAGAGCAGGCAAAUAGCCCUGCUAAGUCUAUUAGAAAGGGAGAACUGGUGACGGCCUCUAAAGCCAUCAUUGAGAAGGAGUACCAGCCACGAGUGAUAAUGAGCACCACUGGACCAAACCCAUUCAACAAGCUGACUGACCAGGAGUUGGAAGAGUACCGCAAGGAGGUGGAGCGCAAACAGAAAGGCCCUGAAGUACAGGGGGAAGAGGCCCAAGCUACAGAAUGCACUAGCCAGCAAGAACUGCCCUCCUCAAACCUCCCAGUCGGGUCUGAGGUGCCUCUUGAUAUUGAAAAGAGAGAAGAGUUUCCCGUCUUUCACCCACCAAGCCUGAGCCAGGAUCCUGGGCUGGAGGGGUUGGCGCUAGGCCCUGGGGCUGCCAAGACACCUGCAGUAGAGGAAAUGGACUCGGUGGAAUCACCGCACAGGGAAUUUCACUUUGCGGUCCUCAGAGCCCUCAGCUCGAACACUGACCUUUUGAAUGAGGCUUCAGACCAGUCACAGCAGGAGGCUGUGGAGGAAGUGAAAGAUCAGAGCCCUGCUGUUUGCACCCCAACCCGCACUCCUCCAAGCACUCCUAUCAGGGCAGAGGAAGAGUCUCAGCAGGAUCAGACAUAUAAGGACGAGAGUGAUGCGGCCACCUUGAGACAGACCCUCCCAGACCUGACCCCAGACGAGCCCUCCGAAGCCCCAGCCUUUCCUCCUGCCAGUGUGGGGGAGAGCGCCGCCGCCCAACCUGAAAGCGAGCCCCAGAGCCAGGCUGAGAAGCCCCCACCACAGCCUGAGGUCCCCGAGAGCCGGCCCACCCCGGCCGACCCAGAAGUCGCCCUCACCCCCGAUGAUCCCGCCGCCGCCUCCGCUGACCUGGGCAGCGACGAAUCCCCGAGCAAGUCCCCCUCCAAGGAAGAAGAAAUUCCGCACGCCUUCCUUCCUCAAGAAAAACAAGAAAAAAUCGGAGCCCUAAGGCCUGUCUUCUGCGCAGCCGAUUAUACCCUUUCUCUGAGUUUUGUUUGUUUAGGCUAGUGUUCACCUCCAAUAUGCACCAGAAUGAUGGGUGAAGUUGCUUAUAGUUGGAUGCAUUGGAACUGUGCUUUUAGGGGUGAUUGAGUUCAAAAAGUACCAUGAAGUGCAGCAUGUGGCUUGUUACACUUGUCAUUUUUGGUGCGCAUCUGACGUGAGCAUUAGUGUUUUACUUUUAUAUUACUAAACGCAAUUAACCACUAGAAUGUAUUGGGACUGUAUCAGUACUAUCUUUUAGAGUAAGGAAUGCAACAAAAACAAGAAGAAACUGCUUUUCAUUGUGUUUAAUUGACGUCACCAUAAUUGAAAAAGCAAAAUAAUAGGGUGCUAAUCAUCUACGUCUCAUAGUGUUUCAUUGUGGGCUGUCCAUUAUGGCGCUGUGGAGAAAAGCCUGGCAUUCAACUAUUUCUAUUGUUCCAUAUUGAAACACAGGAUAGCAUGGCUAAGCUGCCUUCAGAAACAUGUAGAAUAUUUUCCUUCUGUGUUUACAUACUCCGAAUGUUUCUUUUAUGUCUCACUUAAAUAACCUCUAUCUUAUUAUUUUUGAUCUGAAUGACUUUUAUACAUUUUUGAGAAUUCAUAAAAUGUUCGAUGAGCAAGUCCAAAAUGGCUCUAAAACAGAACUCGGCCAGAAAUACUUACAUUAUUGCUGUCCUUGAGAAUGAGCUAAAAGGUUGGUAGUAAGUGUUUCUUGUUCUUCUGGCCGAACUGUUUUUCAUUACCUGUACAGAAAUAUAAGAGAAAAUGCCUCAAAUAAUCCAGAACUCAUAUUACUUGCUUAAAAUGUUGCUGGCUUCGAAAGUUUGGAAAUCUGGAGAACUAGUCUCAUUUUGCACUGUUUCUCUUUUUAUUCUGGGACAUUUGCUCUUCCACUUUAAGAUAGUAAGUUAUAGGAGAGAAAAAUGUAAAAGUGCUUUUGAAAUGUGUAAACAAACUUUAGAAGAAGAAAAAAUAAUGGUUUCUCUGAGAGUGGAGUGUGAAUUUAUUUAGACCUUACUCCUGCUGUGAGAGCUCUGCAGCUUCUAAUACAAUCCAUUUAAAAAUAGAACCAGCUCUGCGUCCAACCAGGUAGUCUGCCUGCUGCAAGGUCUUUCUAGUGCUCCAUUAAUGAGUACAACUACAGUACUGCUUUGCCUUGUGACAGGCUGGUUAAUUAGAUUCAGAUGCUUUCUUGCUGAGCCUAGUCUGUACUGGCCAGUAUUAAGAACAAAAGCCUCAAUUAUAAAAAGUCAAACAAUGUUGCCAAGUACACACAUGACAUCAGUGUCCUGCUUACAUCAAGGUGUUUGACUUUGACCUUUGCAUGUAAUGGGAGGCAGUACAGAACAGAACCAUAUUUGAACUCCAGUGCAGUUCAGUGACUCUUCUUGCCACUUCAGUUAACCAGCUUGGACCUCUCAGAUGUUCCUGAAAAGCAGUUGGCAUUGGCACGAUACAAAAAGGAAAGGAAUAUGAGGAUUUGUCUUAAAAUCAACCUGGAAUAAAUCAAAGAUUUGCAACACUCACCACUCCCAGAUUUGAUGGCAAGUGUUUUCUGAAUUUAAUUACCAGCAGCUGACAAAAGCAUACACAGAUUGAUUUUAAAUUCUAUUGCCCUAGACACUGUUAAGAUGUUGGCUGUUAAGUAUAAGUAGUGGUGCCUUCUAGUAUAUGUGGAGAUGAUUUCAGUGACUUCAGUAAGAUAAUGUACAUCUAAUCACUUUUGGAGACCACAGAGUGGAUGGUUUGGGGUAAAAAUUUUGAACAAUUUUGAAGAAAAAUGCAGCAAACCUUACAAAAACCAUGACCACACUGUCCCUUUUGCACUAAUAAAAUAUAACCUAGCCAGAUUUCUUUCAAGUAAUAUUUUAAUGGAAAAUUGUGUUUUACAUUAAUGAAACUAGUUGUAAUUGAAGGUAAUCUGUUUCGGCCAAAUCAGAGUUUUUGAAAAAAUUAAAACGCUUCAAUGUAUUCACGUUACUCAUUUGUUACUAUCUGGAGGCCGCAAGAUCUGAAUGAAAAUACUCAUUGUACAUGAUUUUAGUACUUUUAAUUUAGAAUAGGUAUUUCCGUCCUCAACAAGCAUGGCUGUAAUGACACAAUAAAUGCAUCCUGGAGCAAAGAAGCCGAUUGUGGUUGUCGGCAAACUGCAUCAGCUACAAAGAAAAGCAUCAUGCAAACUCGUGGCUCAAAAUAAUACAAGAAUCUGCGUAUCUUUGUUUAUAGAAUAAGUAAACAAACUUCUUUUGUUUUUUUUAGGAAUUUGCUGGGUUGGGAGUAUGCAUCAAAAAUGCGAUGUAAAUUUCCUGUGUCUUUUUAGUUGUAUUGUUCAGCAGUUUAUUCAGUUUUAUAUAUGCAGUUCUUGGCUUUGGAAGGACAAAAUAUUUCCUUGCUCUCUCAGGCAGUGUCUGUCAUCGUACUGGCGAUGGGGAAUGAUGCUUUGGGAAGUAAGGAAAUGAGUGACACUACCAAAAGAAAAAGACACCAGUGUAUUGUACUGCAAAAUUAAAUAGUGCUUCCAAAGCAAAAUUAAUUCUUUUAAAGUGUGUUUGUUAUGAAAACACUCUGGAUUCCAUUUUAUCCAGCAUCAAAAUUUGAUGUUUUUUUAAUCAGAAAAGGGAAUAUUCCAGUACUUCUUCCAUUUCUUAGGAUAAGGCAGAGGUAAUAUUCUUGUUAGACCAUGCUUCAUGGUUCUCACGGGAUGUCUUGAACUACUUCACCUGGAUUUUGCUUCUUGUCUCAGAAUCAUUUUUUUUUGGAAAGGUGACUUUUAGAAAUCAUGUGAAGAUAUUUUAAAAUCUCUGUCAGACACAAAGGGGAGGUCAAUGUUAAAAAAAAACAAUCAUUCAUGUGGAAAUAAGAAUGUGGACAGUUUGACACUGGACCAAUGCUGAUUACAUUUGACCAGACAAUUUGUGAAUCUUGCAAUUACAAACCACUAUAAAACUGCUAUUUUGUGCAAAAAGUUUCUUGGAGGACUGCAUGGCAUUAAUGGCUUUCAGCUUGUAUACUUUGUUCUUUGUACAUUAAGACUCUGUCACUUUCUUUUGCUAUUUUGUGUUUUAUUGACAGAUUUAUGUAAUAACAGUACUAAGCCAUCAGACACAUUUCAGUAAUCAUCUAGUGUCAAGUUCUGUAUUAUAUAUGUAUCGAUUUUAAAGCUCUAAUUUGUACUCACAUUAAAUUCUUUUUAAAGUCAUUGGUAUGUUCUUCUGUGCAUUUGUGGAGGACAUAUGCUUUCCUAUUUUCAUGGUACUGUUUUGUUUCAUCCAUGAAUAAAUUCUUUUCCUUUAAAAAAA
This is a messenger RNA of Lepisosteus oculatus (spotted gar), 6118 nucleotides long. Lineage: Eukaryota; Metazoa; Chordata; Actinopteri; Semionotiformes; Lepisosteidae. The record is from RefSeq and is a predicted model, not a curated record.